AUGUCCCGAGAACUACAUGAGAAUUCGCCGCGAGACACUUUUCACCAGCUGCUCGGCUCGCUGACCAACAGCGGUGCUCCGGCCCCACCCACCACCUCAACACACCUGCCAGAUCCGGCGAAAGUUCAUGCUCCACCCACUCGCCCUGCCGACGCCAACACACCCCCGGCGCUUCAGCGCCAUCGCUCGCGACGAGCGGGCGCUGCCGCGGCUGACAAGCUGCCUUCCUCUUCCACCAUGGGUGGACGCAAGGCCCGCUCCGUGUCCCGUACGCUGCAUUUGGACGCCGAUCCUCGCCCAGACACCGCCACUACUGCCACAGCCAAUCGCAAUGCUGCCAGCCCUGUAGGCUCGCGCGCCCGCAUAUCCCCCGGCCGGGCUAGCACCGACCACAGCCCCUUGCUCGUGGUCAACAACGUCCGUGCCGGGCAUACUCCGCGUCAUGUUAGCCGGACCCCGCGCCGAUCAAAGUCCACUGCCCCAAAGAUAUGCCUUGACGAUGAUGAUGAUGAUCUACCUCCCGCGGACCGUCGACCUGCUCCCCCGGUGCCCACGCGAGUCACUCUCCUCGAUCCUCCGGCUGAGCACCCCUCCCCAAGCCAUACCACGCUGACUCAUCACGGGCGCCCCGUCGCCUCUCCUAUUAACCAACAGCAACAAUUGCCUUCAGCCUCGGCUGACCAACACAAUGCCUCUGGGUCGGACGGCAACCGGCGCCUCCCUGACAUUCCCGACACUCCCUGCAGUCCCGAUGACAACAUGAGCCCCUCGGAGCAGCGGCAGCAGAUGAUCAAAAUGCUUGUGCACGAACGCUUGCGCACGCUCCGCACCCGCCGCUUGCCCCCAUCUGAUCACAUUGACGCUUACCUCAAUCUCAAAUCAUACAUGAUUGGCCGUGACGGUCAUGACAUUGCGUUGCAUCUGGCUGAGCGCAACAGCGAAUUCCUGCCUCUCGUCCUGGCGGCGCUUCUCGCCCUUCCGCUACUUGACGUCGCCAUCAAAAGUGCACGUCCGUUGUUGACCAGUCGCCAGGCACGGGAGGCCAUUCGUAGCCUACAGUCGGGCUUUGUCCAGCAUGUUCGCAACACAUGCACGCAGCCGGCACCGGCACAGGAGCGGGCUGUAACGGUUCUGGGUUUGCUAUGCGUGGCUUUGGGAAAUGCUCUGAGCCGCACUGGUCAGCUGCCCUUUCUCAACGCUAUCACUCCGGUCAUAUCAUGUGCCCUCUUUGACUCCGCGGACCACAAUGUCAAUCGCGUGGCGCUAUGGGCAUGGCUGUGGAUGGUGCAAUGCUUUGCGGUUGACUUCAAAAAGGUUGCGCAGUCCAUGUCGCGUCGUGAAUUUUUGCUGGCCGCACUCGUUCCGAAUGACAAUUCAGCCUCCCUGCCGGCGUCAGAGCCGGUGGAUAUUCGUCGCCUGCGUAUUCUGAGCGCGGUGCGACUCUUGGGGGAGAUUGCACCCUCAACUCAGGCAUCCUCAGCUCUCCACGAGCAUCAUUUGGUGGGCGUGAUGAACAUUCUAAAGGUCCUGAAUACAGCUUCCGAGCCUGAUGAGGCGUGUGUUGACACCCUUUGGGCUCUAGUCGACGGUCUUGGGCCGUUUAGCAUGGCACAUGCCACGGCUCGGCCACUCAACUUUACUUUUCAUACGGAAACUCUGCGAGAAAUGGUUGUGGCCCAUGCCAUCCCACCAUGGUUGGAGACGCAGCCUCGCGCCGCCGUGGCUAUACUGUCCCACGCCUCACAAGCUCGUGCAACCCAACUGGUGAUUUCACUUGCCACCCGGCUGAAGUCUAAAUUUCUCCAACGUCGACUGGUGGCAACCCUUUGCCGCCUUGUUGCCACCCACGGAUUUCCACCAGAUUUGGAUGGUGCGCUGCGCGAGCGUGCUGUACAUCUUAUCGUGCUUCACCUGCCUCGUUUAGCCGCGGUCACAAGCGGUCACCGCUCUACUGCCUUGGAUGGCGGUUUGGAUACCAUCAUGAGUCCUGGCUCGCGACGUGGACGCCGAAGAAGCUCAGGUUCAGCGCCACCGCCCUCGUCCGACGACGCAGAGGCUCUCGUGGAGUUGGACAAUGGCAGCGUCAUCGGUUUGCUGCGGCAGUUGUCCGUCACAGACCUCGUGAUGCCGCUUGCUGAUGAUGAUUUGGCCAUGCCACGCCAGACCGAUAAGAAGGCAAUGCCUUCGACCCGCUGCCCUUCACCACCGGUUGCGCCUGCCACGACCGUCGAGACGCUUAUUGUAGAUACUGCCGCCGAGCCGACGUUGCUCGGCUUGCUUCUGUCACGCCUGUGGACAACACCCGACUUUUGGGCUGAGCUGCAAGACGCCGUUGCUGGCGCAACGCCUGAGCAACUGCUUGGAAUCCAUCGUGGUGUACCCAUGGUCAACAAUAACGUUGAAGCCUCCGCGCUCGAACUUCCUGUCGUCAUGCACACCCUAGUCGACCUUUGGGCGCGCGUAAGCGAGGCUGUUGAUCCUCUCAGCGUGGCCAUCCCCUUGUUGCAAUCAUGUGGCGCGGCACUAGAUGUGCAAGGCAAUGCCACGCCGACCGCUUGCCUCGCGGUUUGGCUUCUGCCCUGCCAUGCACUCCUUCACCUUGCAGCCUCGCGGGACGUGCUGCUGCGCCCGAGCCCGCACGGCCCAGAUGCAAGCGCGGUGGUGGCCACAUUAGCCUUGCCCUUUCGUCAGGCGUGGUUGCCUCAGCUAGACGUCUUGUUUAGCAAAUGCCUUGCGGCCCAAUGGCGCAAGUUGUUUCUCCAGGCGGAACGCCUCAUUGAUGGGGACGUGACCGCUUUUGGUCUCGUGGCACCCAUUGCUGAGGCCGUGAAUGUGGCGGUUGUGCGACCAGAGGAAGCUUUGACCCGCCCCGCUUUGUUUGAGGUGGCGACGGAUGCAGCGGCGUUGGUUCCGCUCAGCCCAUGCCUUGACCAGAUUGUGCAAACGGCCUCCCUAUUGCUGGCCAACUGUGAAACGGCUCAGGGGAUGGGACAAGGGCGCCAGCGUCGCUCGAAGGGCCGUGGAGCGACUGCCGUAGCCAGUGCUGCAGAGGAGCCGGAGACUGACGCCCGAGCUGGACGCUUGAUCAACCCGUUGGCUUUUCCUCUCAAGGACAAGUUUGUUGUCUUUUGGCGUCAGAUGACGACCCAAAUUGCGCGCUUUUAUGCUGCAGCGACCGAACCUGAUUUGAUUCGCAUCCUGAAGAUCACACAGCGUUUCUUUGAAGUGACGCUCUUACACGCACACACUGACAUCCGAGUCGCUGCCAAAGAGUGUUGGAUGCAUGUUUUCGUGCAACUGUCGCCCAGCCACCCAGCCUUGUCCGAAGAGUUGCGCAGCGUGCUUCUCGAGACGGCGCGUCUGGACGCUGCCUUCAACAUUCCUUCGCCCGUGCCCGCUAGCAGUGGACCUGCCACAGCUCCUACGACCGCCUUGGCCAAGGGCACACGAUUUGAGGCGCAACAACGAAAUCUUGCUUUGGAUCUGGGCGUUGACGACUCGCAACUCACACAACAGGAGAGCCAAUUGGACCGAGAGGCUGCAACGUUUUUUGCAUCAAACACGAGUUGGUCAACAGCGCACGAUACUUUGGCCAAGACACUGGGCGCUCGGCGUUCUGGUGCGGUCGGGCUAGGCAAGACGAAUGCCAAGACGUUGGUUGCGGCGCGUAGCAGUGUACAGAAAGAGCCAGUUAUUUCGCGAAAAAACGGCAGCCUACGCAGUUCAGCUCAACCCCCCACCGAAAAGUCGCGUCGAGUGCGAUCGCCAGAGGCGACAGACUCGCGCAUUGGGCGCACCUCAAGCCUGGCCACAACGGCAAUGGCUACCCACGAAGAAGCCGCUUCUGCACCUGGCACCAUGCAAUCCAAGCCUCAGCAAAACAAGCCGCCCGGCAUCAUUCGCCGCGAGCUUGCGCCACGACGUAACGGUGCACGCUCGAUGCGCCGCGUCUCCUUCAACCUGGAGCAAAAUACCAGCCAUGAAGUCGCCCCGAUGGGGGACGCUAGCCGGUCGCCCCGCAAGCGCGCAGGAGGUGAACGUGUCAAGCCCGCGCGCAAGCGCGCCCUACUUUCCCCUCAAGACCAUCGCGCCGUGCGUCGCGUGAGCGCCUACGAAUCCCCCAAACUAUCGCCAGACGCUAGCCGUGUUUUUAACUUCAACCCAAAAACACUGCCAGUGGUCUCUUUGGGUAGUGCCCGUGCACGCCGGCUUUUGGAAGCAUCUCUGGCUUCCAAAGACAAACCGCUGGUAGAUGCUGUUGAUCCGACGGCAGAAGGCAGCCCGCGACUCCGCCGCUCAUCCAGCCAAACUUCCUUGACCCACCAUCUGGAUGUUGGGCCACUCGCAUCAACCGAAAAUACGGCCCAGGGCGUUGCUGCAGCACUGGCCGCUGCCUCGGAUGCGGAAACUCAGAUUGAGUCGGAAGCAGAAGCAGAUGCGGAUGCAGGCUGGCGAGCACGAGAGUCAUGAGUGACGGUUUCAAAAGCCCUGCUUCUCAGCCCUUAAUUUUUUCCUAGGUAUCAGGCUUACUUGCCCUUGUUUUUUCUUUCAUCUCCUGACUCCUUUAUCGAUUCAUUACAAAUACAAGCCGGGCUGGUGCAGCUCCGCCAUCCUGCUUGUCCCAAUUCAUUGGCAUGUCCC
Molecule: messenger RNA, 4641 nt
Organism: Monosiga brevicollis MX1
Lineage: Eukaryota; Choanoflagellata; Craspedida; Salpingoecidae
Exons: 8
Coding region: 1-4470 (1489 amino acids)
Source: RefSeq, a predicted model, not a curated record